AUGGGUCAAAAACUUGAGCUGAUUGAACCUGAGCUGACCAGCCGUAUCAAGGGCGGCAAGGCUCAACUCAUCCGCAGCAGCAGCGAUAGCGCAGCACUCGAACUAGAUCUAGACUUGGAUUUGUCCCAAUACAAACAAGCCCGGCCGGAACGGAGCAAAGAUGGCAGAGAAACGAGGCGAUGCCCGCAGUCGUGUUGUGCAGCGCCCCAAAUCGACAAGGUGGGUGCGGGUGGGGAAGGUGGCCCCGAAUUGAUCAACGGCACAGCAAAUUGA
Messenger RNA from Pyricularia grisea, 273 nucleotides. RefSeq lists its product as uncharacterized. The record is from RefSeq and is a predicted model, not a curated record. The coding region runs from base 1 to 273 and encodes 90 amino acids. Lineage: Eukaryota; Fungi; Ascomycota; Sordariomycetes; Magnaporthales; Pyriculariaceae. The transcript is spliced from 2 exons.